CCCACUGGAUUACAAACAAUUAAAAUACACCUACUACACGUAGUUUUCACAUUUGAUGUUAAAAUAAGUGGUCAUAAAUAUUUUACAUUGAAUUAAAACACAAUAGAGUUGAUUCAUGUACAUUAUUAACGGUCACAUUUCCUAGCCGCACCAAAUCCGGAAGAGGCGGUGCUAAAGGGAUGUUGUGCUAACGGUUAGCUACAGGAGGCUAACUGCUCCUUCUUCUGAUCUUUCUGAAGUAAACACACACUGCUGGACUUUUAACAUUUGUAAUAAACCGAGAGAUGAACGGGAGCACCAAUCCGCUGCUGGACAAAGAGGAGCAUGUCCUGAAGCUGGGGGAGAGCUUCGAGAAGAGGCCCAAAUCCUCCUUUCAUACUAUCAGAUAUGACUUCAAACCAGCCUCCAUCGACACGAGCUGUGAGGGAGAGCUGCAAGUUGGGAAAGGAGAAGAAGUUACCAUCACCUUACCUCACAUCCCAGGCUCCACGCCUCCCAUGACGGUGUUCAAAGGGAACAAGCGGCCGUACCAGAAGGACUGCGUGCUCAUCAUCAACCACGACACCGGGGAGUUCAUGCUGGAGAAGCUGAGCAGCAGCAUCCAGGUCAAGAAAACCAGGGCGGAGGGCAGCAGUAAGAUCCAGGCGCGGAUCGAGCAGCAGUCGGUCCGCUCCACCUCUCAGCCCUCCUCUCAGUUUCGAGCCCCCACAAAGCCCGGGGCCAAAGCCUCCCCCUCCCCCUCUAAAGACGACCCGUCCCCGGAGCCUCAGCUCGACGACAUCAAGAGAGAGCUGCGUGCGGAGGUGGAAGUCAUCGAGCAGAUGAGCAGCAGCUCCUCGGACUCGGCCUCCGGCAGCGGAGAGGAGAGCAGCGACGGAGAGCCGGACGUCCCCCCCCCCCGGCCGCUCAGCCAGACCUCGCCCCCCGCCCCCCUCCCACAGCCAACGGGGGGCAGCCGGGCAACAACCAGCUCAUGAACACACUGCGAAACGACCUUCAACUCAGCGAGUCGGGCAGCGACAGUGAUGACGACUAAACUCUCUUCCUCUCAACACACACACACACACACACACACACACACACACACACACACACACACACACACACACACACACACACACACACACACACACACGGACAGACACACACACACACACACACACACACGGACGGACACACACACACACACACACACUCCUCCUCCUCUCCACUGGUUCCUGCUGUGGCAGCUCCCAGCUGUGUAUUCCGGUUUGAUUGUAUCUUUUAUUUUUUAUUUUCGUAUAUCCUUAAAGCUAAGAGUGUAUUUUCUAUUAGAUGUUAUAUUUUAUUUUGUAUAGCGAGACAGAGAAACUUUUACUUGUUCGGUUUGGAAGAUUAUAUAUUGGAGUGCACAUAUUUUCUGUUCUCAGAGCAGCUACUUUUAUCUCCAUGUAUCAUGUCUCUCGUUGGGUUUGUCUUUACGCUGAGGCGAGGAAGAGUUGAUUUUGAAAGAUAACCACUCUCUCACCUCGUCUGGUUUUAAUCAGAGAAGGCUGUGGGAAGCUUCUCUACUUCUAUGUCAUGUUUUUAAUGUUUAUUGUUAUAAAGAAAAUGCAGAAUUGUCUGUGCAUCAGUAACACAUUGAUGAAAAACAAGUCUAAGUCAAAUUUAGACAGGCUAGUAUUUUAGAAGUGACAGAGACCUUGUUCUACGAUUCCAGGUGUUAAUCUGCAUUUUGGAUUAUUCUUCUACCACUAGGGGGCAGAAAAGACCUAAAAACAAACUGUCGGAAACAGAUCUGACAUGUAUAAGCUUUUAAUGUUGCUAAUCGUUAGCAAGCAGUUGAAUGUAAGAAAUCCACCAAAUCUAAAAAACGAUCCGUGUUGAGGAACUCAAACCCUAAACAUGUGAUGUGUUUGUAGCUGGAGAAUAACGAAUAAUAAGCUAAACGAGGUCAAAUAUUCCAGUCAAGACGCAAAAUUGUCUGUUUUUGGAAGUGUUACCUUAUCAAAAGGUACCCAGCAACAGAGGAGGAGGUAGUCAGUUAGUCAUGUGCUAAUAUUAAUGCAUUUACUCAACUGGGUGCAUUACGUUCUACCUUCUCGUCACAAAGAAUCCCAAUUCCUCGCAGUAUAACCAGUUACAGUAUGAUACAUACCAUACGUCAAAUCCUUUGAUGAUAACGGUCUAAAACCUUUAAAUAUAUAGUUAACUCUCACCAAAAACAAGUAUUCACAGGCGUUCUUCCUAGAAUUACUGAUAAUAAUUGAGUCUAAAGUGGUUCAUUUGUUAAUAAAAGUCCUUCAAAGGCACCUGAAACUCAAAUGAUGCACGAUUACGUCUGAAAAAGGGAAAUAAACUACUUCAAAAAGUUCAGAUAUCCGUUUUCUCUCCACACAGACACUCUUUGUUCCAAGUGUUGUCAUUUUUCAAUCAAACUUAUUUUUUUAGACCCUGCAUUUCCAUAUAAUACUAAAGGAUAAUUCCACGCCUUACAGCGUCUCGGUGAAUGUGUUGUUUUGUGAAAAAGCCAAAGAGUGAAACUGCCUCUCAGAGAGCAGGACGCCUCACAUGUCGCUGUGUCAUCGUUUUCAUUUCAAACACUGUGUGUGUUGAUGUGAUCGUCUGCAGGAGACACUCGGUGCUGAUUGUACAGUGAAUCAAUAUCAAUGCAACAAAACAACCUGCAGUCAGAAACACCAAUGAAGAGUUUCAUAGCAAAAAUUGCCAAUAUUUCAUUUUAUUGGGAAUUUAAACACUAUUUUUGGCAACAGGUUAAAAAGUGUAAUAUAAGACGGGCUUUCAUUGACCCCUGUUGGGAUAUUUAGGAGUUAUACAAGGUUUUAAAGUUAGAGGAAUGUUCCUUCUAGUUAAUUUGACAAUUAAUCUGUUGAGCAGAGUCCUGAUCAACUAAGACUUUGAAAAAUGGUCUCACGUUUUUUUACGAGGAAGGAGAAGUAACCAACACAAAGUGACUGUUUAUCUUUCUAAAUUGUAAAUGAACCUUCAGCUGGUUUGAUACGUCAGGCUCAAACGUCUCAUAUCAGUCUCUGAAUCCACACCUCGGUUGUUGAAUGUUGUAUUUGGUUCUUUUGUUGUCAUGUUUUUCUAUUAGUGACGUUUAUGUGAAAUGUGUUUGUACAAACUUGAAGUGUAUUAAAAGCGUUUCAAUUCA
Messenger RNA from Gymnodraco acuticeps, 3154 nucleotides. It is a transcript of the gene eaf1, whose product is annotated as ELL associated factor 1. Lineage: Eukaryota; Metazoa; Chordata; Actinopteri; Perciformes; Bathydraconidae. The coding region runs from base 285 to 977 and encodes 230 amino acids. Gene Ontology annotation, cellular component: super elongation complex. Gene Ontology annotation, molecular function: transcription elongation factor activity. The transcript has 6 exons. Gene Ontology annotation, biological process: positive regulation of DNA-templated transcription; regulation of transcription elongation by RNA polymerase II. The record is from RefSeq and is a predicted model, not a curated record.